Abrus precatorius (Indian licorice) is the source of this 606-nucleotide messenger RNA. RefSeq lists its product as uncharacterized. The record is from RefSeq and is a predicted model, not a curated record. The coding region runs from base 8 to 547 and encodes 179 amino acids. The transcript has 4 exons. Lineage: Eukaryota; Viridiplantae; Streptophyta; Magnoliopsida; Fabales; Fabaceae.
AAACAUCAUGGUGGGGCAGUGGACGGCGACAAAACCCAGCCGGAGCGACGAGGUUUUAGAUGCUGAGGAACAAGUGAGGAUCGCUAAUCACGUCAGAGCUCAUUUUGAUGCCUUAGAACCCAAACGAUCCAUCAAACCUAACCGAAGUGAACCCGAUCCCUUAGCGCAGAACCCCGUUGACCCCGCCAUCUCUCUCCACGAUAUUCCCGAACUUCACAAGUUUCAAUCUCUUCAAUCUCGUUCUCAUGAUGUACUUUCAUCGGAGGGGUUCGUGGAUACGCAGGAUGAGUUCGUGGAGACGCAGUAUUAUAAAGAAUUGGCAUCCGUUGACAAACAGCAUCACACGACAGGGAGUGGGUUCAUAAAGGCGGUGAGAGAAGGAGGGGAAAAUGGAUAUGAGAUUCAGCUGCCUGCAAGCCAAGUUGAUGGUGGUGAAACCCAACACAGAGGCUAUAAAGGCAACCCUGCCACCAACGACUGGGUUCCCAACUUAGAUGAACAUAAGGUUUUCGUCUCGUCGAAGCCGAAUAGGAGCGAGAGUGCUUGAUCUGCCAGAGAAAAUGGGUUAUCUUGUACCAGCUUUUUCCUUAUUCCGUAUGCCUGGUU